AAAUUUCUAUAAUUCUUAUGCUCGUCACGCACUCCCGACUCAUUGACUCGGCAAAGAUUGUAGCUUUACCGUUGUUUGGUGGAAGUCAGUACAUGGGAAUGAAGCAAAUUGGUCAAGAGCUUGUUAGACGUGGACAUGAAUUCUCGAUAUUGGUGAGUAGUGAUCAAAACGUGACUCCACCGGUAGGAAUAAUAAACCGCGUGUACGAUGUUCCCUUCGAAGCUAAUGUAGGAGAAUCAUAUGCUGCACAGAAAGUCAAUGAAGACACUUUCAAAAGUAAUCAUUACUAUGGAAAUUUGUCAGCCAUUUACGAAACAUUUUGUGAUUAUUUGAUUAACAGCACUCAGGUUCUUCAGCCAUUGAAGGACUAUGAUCUUUUAAUMASCGAUUGCAGUAUGCAYGCUUGUGGRMUUCUUUUGUCCGACUAUUUGGAUGUCAAAAGAGUGGAGUACUGCCCAGGACCACCUCGACUUYUGCARGUGUACCACGGUCCSUUCAAUUAUGAAGGGGUUUCCAUGGUAUCCUACGUGCCUGCCUUCAUGUCUGUUUUACCYGGCAAAAUGAAUUUCUUCCAAAGAAURAAGAAUUUAUURAAUMUUGUUAMCAGUAUGGUUUAUGACUCUCUUUUGAUGCUCAAGCCUGUGCAUGACCUYAGAGAGAAGUACAACAUCAAACCCGAGAAAAGCUUGUUUGAAUCAUCAAAGGAUAUYGARCUUGCAUUGUUUGUUGCUGACUUCGCCUUGGAACACGCCUAUCCCAUACCACCAAACUAUAAAAUGAUAGGACCGUUGAACAUCCAACCAGUCAAGCCUCUUCCCCCUGAUCUACAGCAGUUGAUUGACAGUUCUGGUGAUGACGGAGCCAUUAUCGUGUCUUUUGGAUCCAACAUUGCCGCGAUGUCGAAAGACAAAGUCGAUAUCAUGGCGGAGGCUUUUGGUAGAUUGAAACAGAAAGUUAUUUGGAGGCUUAAAGGAUACAUCCCAUCGUCUCUGGGUCCCAACAUCAAACCCGUUCCCUGGUUACCACAAAAUGACCUGCUUUCCAACGCAAAACUACGUUUGUUUGUGAGCCACSUGGGACAAAAUAGUCUCUACGAGGCUGCGUAUUACGGAGUUCCUUUGGUGGGCAUUCCAUUGUGUUCGGAUGGGUUUGACAACGCUUUGUUGAUGGAAAGUCGAAACAUUGGYCUUUCGGUUGAUUUUCGAAAGUUAACCGCUGAUAAACUACACAGUACUAUCGAAUAUGCUAUUAAGGAGGCAAGUUACCGUGAAAACGCCCAGCGCAUUUCACGCUUGAUGCAAGACCGUCCUCGUAGCCCGGUUCAGGAGGCUGGUGACUGGAUAGAGUACGCCCUUAGACACGAGAGUCUUGCACAUCUACGUCCGUACUCURGUCAACUUGCCUGGUACCAGUAUUUCCUGUUAGAUGUAGCAGUGUUCGUGGUCUUGGUAGUUUUGGUGGUGAUUAUGUUGAUAAAGUACACAGUUCGAUUGAUGUACUGGACUUGCUGUCAACGAAGGAAAAAGGAAAAAAGCCUAUAAAACGACUUUGACCUGUUACCAUUGUCUACGUCCAAACGUCUCAUUUGUGGCUCACUCCUGAUCACAUCAGAUGACGAUCUCUACUAAAGUGAUCCCGACUUAGACAAUUUGCAGGCGUUUCCGGUGUUUUCUCGAUCGGGAUUAAGCUGCAAGCGCCGAACCGGAUGCAACAAACUAUGUCACCAUUCUACAUUUAAAUAGCUUUAUAUUUCGCAGCACGGAGAAUUUGAUACCAAAUGAUGCGUAUAUCAGGCCCCAUUUCGWRUACUGUUACUUUGGGAACUGUUUGCACUUUARCCACACAAAGGGAAGGAUCGCAUCAAUGUAUAAUCAAUAGGGGAAUCCGUGUAUGCGCUCUUAGAGCGUUGAAAAUAAUAAUUUAUUAUCCGAACAUAAUCCAUAUGACAGAAACAAUUAUUUCAAUUAUGGUAUUUGUAUCAUAGUUAUUAAUUUGAUAAAUAAAUAAAUGGAG
Exaiptasia diaphana is the source of this 2013-nucleotide messenger RNA. Its product is annotated as 2-hydroxyacylsphingosine 1-beta-galactosyltransferase. Gene Ontology annotation, molecular function: UDP-glycosyltransferase activity. Lineage: Eukaryota; Metazoa; Cnidaria; Anthozoa; Actiniaria; Aiptasiidae. The transcript has 5 exons. The record is from RefSeq and is a predicted model, not a curated record. Bases 18 to 1541 code for a protein of 507 amino acids.